AUGGGUAUAUGUUUUAUCGUCACUGAAAAAUUUUCUUAGAGGCAGCUUGAAAGUCAGUAAUGGAUAGAAUUAGUUUCUGCUGGAUAAACAAAUCUAAAUGGACUGCCACAGAAUUUUCACAUUGCUUUGGAUAACUGGGAAUUGGGCACAACAAACUGCUUAGGUUGGGGACUGUUUCCAAGGAACAGUAUCUAUUCCAUUUGGUACUUUUACAUUACCUUCUUAAUAGAGAAAACUACCCGCUUUCAAGUCUAGUAAAGAAAUGGGAGUUGAAAAAUGGAAAGUUAUUAAACUUUCCCAAAAACUGAAGCAUACUUUUGUUCCCCUCUUGCUUCCAUUAAAUAUACAGAGAUUCCAGGAGCACAGAGGGACUAAUAAUUAAAGUGGGGCACCAUCCCAUCUCUUUUUCAGACGAAUGUGACACCAUCUCUUCAUUUCACUUUAAGCACUGUGAAAACAUUACUUGCUCACUUUUCCAACCAAAAGAUACACAAAUCUCAGUUCCUUUUUUCUCUAUUAUAUGCUGUGAUGAUUUCAUCAUUGCCACUGUCAACAGCAAUUUAAUAAACACCCAGUUUAGGUAGGUACUGAGCUGGAUGCUGUAAUAGCUACACCCAAAAAAAGAACACGAACCAAAGAGACUUGAGGCACAAAUUCGGCACGAAAGCCUAAUUCAUAUUUUUUUAUUGACUGACUGAUCCUGUAUGAUCUCCUAGGUCCCUCCGAACUCUAAGUGUAUAGAAGCCUAUUCUGAGAGUGUUCAAAUAAAAUAAUCUGUAGGGAGUAAAAAAGGCUUCCGCAAUAGUCAGAGGAUGAAGACUAUUCAGUACUGCAGAAUUCCAUAAAAAUAAAUUGUAAAUUUUCCAAACUCUGUAGCCUGUUUCAUUGUCAAGCAAAAGAGAAUAAGUAACUCCUAUUUGAGAGUUAAAGGAUCGCUCAUUGGUGAGCAAGCUCAGGUGUGGUUCUGGAAAAAAAGCCACGUUCCUAUGGCAACUUCGAAUUGCCCUUUUUAAGUGUUCUCGCUGCCUCCCGCCCUACGUCACUUCCGGUGUUACCUGUGUUGUUACCGGGAGCGGUAAACAAGGCGUGCAAGGAUCUGGAGAGCUGUCGGGAUGCAGCAGAGCGGAGCGCCGGGAGGCCGUGGCUGCGGUCUCUUCCCACUGCUGGCCGUCCUGUGGUUUCAAGGUGUUUACAUCGUCCUUUCCUUGGAGAUUAAAGCAGCUGCCCAUGUGCGGGGUUAUGUUGGAGAAAAGAUCAGGUUGAAAUGCACCUUCAAGUCGACUUCAUCUGUCACUGACAAACUCACUGUAGACUGGACGUAUCGACCUCCUGGCAGCAGCCGCACAGAAUCGAUUUUUCAUUAUCAGUCCUUCCAGUACCCAACCACAGCAGGCACAUUUCGGGAUCGAAUUUCCUGGGUUGGAGAUGUAUACAAAGGGGAUGCCUCCAUAAGCAUAAGCAACCCUACCAUCAAGGACAAUGGGACAUUCAGCUGUGCUGUGAAGAAUCCCCCAGAUGUGCACCAUAAUAUUCCCGUGACAGAGCUAACAGUCACAGAAAGGGGUUUUGGCACCAUGCUCUCCUCUGUGGCCCUUCUUUCCAUUCUUGUCUUCAUUCCCUCAGCUGUCGUGGUUGUUUUGCUGCUGGUGAGAAUGGCGAGAAAGUCUGCGGGGCUGAAGAAGAGGAGCAAGUCCAGCUAUAAGAAGUCAUCUAUUGAGGUUUCAGAUGACACUGACCAAGAGGAGGAUGACUGCAUGGCGAGGCUUUGUGUCCGUUGUGCUGAGUGCCUGGAUUCAGACUCUGAAGAGAUAUAUUGAUGAAAGUCUGCAUGGUAUAAGAAGAGUCACCUAAUAACAGAAAACAUUCCAUUCCACUGGCAGCUAAAACCUCUCAGAGAAGUGGAGCUGGCCUGGACAGCAGUGAUGGAGGGUUCUGGAAGUCAUCAGUAAAGACUUUAGGAGCCACUUAUUUAUUGAAGAAAUGUUCCUUUUGUAUUUAUAAACUGUUCAGAAACUCUCUGAAGAGACUCAUAACUACCCCCUUUUAAUAACUUAUACUCUAAUUGAAUGAAAGGAUUCUUUUCCUGAAUAGAAAGAUACAUUUUUUUCACCUUUGCUCUUGAAUGUAUUACAUGUUUUCUUCCAGUUAUUUGAGGGAGAAUCUUAAUGUUGGCCAUUCUGUUGAUGCCAAAAUAUUUUUCUUUUUAAUGAAAUGGAGACUAAUUUUCCGAUGUGCUAACAGUCAAAAUGUUUGUUUGGGAUAAGUGUUCUUUGUUUUUUGCUCCGUGAACGUUUUCAGCUGUGAGUUAGCACACGGCAUAUAUAGCACACAGUAUAUGGUUUA
Molecule: messenger RNA, 2343 nt
Organism: Diceros bicornis minor
Lineage: Eukaryota; Metazoa; Chordata; Mammalia; Perissodactyla; Rhinocerotidae
Gene: MPZL3
Product: myelin protein zero like 3
Exons: 6
Coding region: 1113-1817 (234 amino acids)
Cellular component (GO): membrane
Source: RefSeq, a predicted model, not a curated record